Messenger RNA from Aspergillus pseudoviridinutans, 1527 nucleotides. Its product is annotated as flavin-containing monooxygenase. Bases 1 to 1527 code for a protein of 508 amino acids. The transcript has a single exon. NCBI's taxonomy places the organism in Eukaryota, Fungi, Ascomycota, Eurotiomycetes, Eurotiales, Aspergillaceae. The record is from RefSeq and is a predicted model, not a curated record.
AUGGAUGCAAAGCAGCAAGACGUGGAUUACGAUGUCAUCAUCAUCGGCGCUGGGAUCUCCGGCAUCAACUUUGCCUACCGCUUGCAAGAACGCAAUCCGGAAUUGAGCUAUUGCAUCUUGGAGGAACGCCAUGAAAUUGGGGGCACAUGGAGUUUGUUUCAAUACCCUGGUGAGCUCGAGUCAGCGGAGGAUCUUCCUCAAAAACCGAUCACUAAUUUCGCUCCCCCAGGCAUCCGAUCAGAUUCAGAUCUGUUCACUUUUGGGUUCUCAUGGCGGCCCUGGACGAAGACGCACUCGAUCGCGCACGGUUCGUUGAUUGCCGAAUACGUGCGAAACUGCGCAGCAGAAGAAGGCAUCGACAAGAAGAUUAAAUUUCACCAUCGAGUAAAUCAGAUGUCCUGGUCUACCGAGCUCAAGACCUGGAGUCUGGAUCUGACCGUGGACAAAACAACUUCCUGCAACCUCCAGAGCCGGUUCAUCCUCUUGGGGACGGGGUACUACGACUAUCACCAAGCGCUUCCAGCUGAUAUUCCCGGAAUUCAGAAUUUCACGGGAACACUGGUACACCCACAGUACUGGCCUGAGGAUCUUGACUACAAGGACAAGGAGGUCGUUAUCAUCGGCUCUGGUGCGACAGCCAUAACAUUGCUUCCGAACAUUGCAAAGGAGGCAAGGCAUGUGACGAUGCUGCAACGCUCCCCAAGCUAUAUUCUGUCAGUCUCGAGCGAGGACGUCGUCGAGAAAUUGAUUCGACUUCUGCUCCCAAAGGUGUUGGCCGUGAAACUCAUUCGAUUCAAAUGGAUUUUUGUCCCACUUGUGUUGGUGAAUUUCUGCCGGCGUUUUCCUCGUCUGGCUCGGAAAUUGCUGAUGGUAUUAACCGCCAGAGAACUCCCCAGACACAUGUCCUUGAAACCCAACUUCGCGCCCAAUUAUAAGCCCUGGGAGCAGCGGCUGUGUAUGUGCCCAGAGUCCGAUUUCUAUGAAAGCAUUCGGAACGGCAAAGCUGACGUGAGAACGGGGGUGAUUGAGAAUGUUACCGGUACGAGUAUUCGCCUCAAAUCAGGUGACGAGCUGCAUCCCGACAUCAUUGUCACGGCCACUGGCCUCAAGUUGUGCAUCGCUGGUGGCAUUAAGAUCUUUGUCGACGGCUUACAGUACCACAUUGGCGACAACUACCUCUGGAAGUUUGCGAUGAUGGAUAACCUUCCGAACGCUGUGUUUGCAUUCGGUUAUAUUGACGCUAGCUGGACUCUCGGGGCCGAUGUCACUGCUAAAUUGGCAUGCCGGUUGCUAAGGAAGAUGAAGAAGGACUGCGCUACGAUGGUGGUGCCACGAAUGGGUGCCGAGGAAAAGAAGAAAAUCAAAAAAUUGCCGUUCCUAGACUUGAAGUCUACCUAUGUCCGAGAAGCGCAGAACACCCUGCCACAUGUGGGUGACCGCUCUGUCUGGCAGCCAAGGUCUUACUAUUGGAGGGAUCUUACCGUGGCCCUGUACGGGAGCCUUCAGAGAGGCUUGGAGUGGACAUGA